UUGUGAGUAGUGGCAGUGAGAGCUUAACAACCAAAAUGGUGAAGUUAACAGAAGAAGAGGCAAAAUACAUCAGUAGUAUUUGGGAAGAAGUGAAUAAGAAAGCAAUAACUGCCCAAGCCUUGGAAAGGGUGUUCACGGUCUAUCCCUGGACGACCAGGCUGUUUAAAAAGUUCAAUGGUCGUUUUACAGCCAAUGAUGCCGGUGUUCAGGGUCAUGCAGACAAAGUGCUAAAGGCUCUGAACGAUGCAGUUAAGGAUUUGUAUGGAGUCGAAGGCACAUUCACUAAACUCAGCAAAAAGCAUCAAGAAAUUGGAGUGGACACUCAAAACUUCACGCUUCUUGGCCAAACCUUCAUUGUUGAACUGGCCAUUCAUUAUAGAAGCAAAUUCGGGCCUGAGGAACAUAGAGCUGCGUAUAAGUUUUUUAAACUGGUGGCAGAAGCUCUCUCCAGCAACUACCAUUAAAUCAGUAACCACAUGCAUCCAUCACCACUUUCAGAAAUGCAAUAAAAACAUGUAUCAUCAGUAUGUAUGAUGUGUGCUGUUUGCUUAAGGAACUUGCGUUACAUCGGAUUCAAGUCUUGCUAAUGUAAAGGUGGUGCAAUAUUCCACUUUGUAUGGUAAUUUUUCUUCAAAAUUUGGAAAAUGUCUGUAAGCAUUCCUUCUGCUUCAAUAAAGAAAUAAUACUUCUCUGGCA
Messenger RNA from Pristis pectinata (smalltooth sawfish), 696 nucleotides. RefSeq names its product hemoglobin subunit beta-like. Gene Ontology annotation, molecular function: oxygen binding; heme binding; organic acid binding. Gene Ontology annotation, biological process: hydrogen peroxide catabolic process. Bases 36 to 464 code for a protein of 142 amino acids. Gene Ontology annotation, cellular component: haptoglobin-hemoglobin complex; hemoglobin complex; blood microparticle. The transcript has 3 exons. The record is from RefSeq and is a predicted model, not a curated record. Lineage: Eukaryota; Metazoa; Chordata; Chondrichthyes; Rhinopristiformes; Pristidae.